Molecule: messenger RNA, 1131 nt
Organism: Lactuca saligna
Lineage: Eukaryota; Viridiplantae; Streptophyta; Magnoliopsida; Asterales; Asteraceae
Source: the annotation of a GenBank genome assembly
AUGCUUAAGGGUCUUUUUGUCAUUGUGCCUUCUGUCCUACUGAAAUCAGAAAUAGAUUCCAUCCAAAUCGCAAAUAAUCAACCACCAUAUCAUCGGCAUGACUUAUCCUUUUCUUUGAAGCUGAAGUAUACUUAUCAACGAACGAAUUUCAAGAUAGCAGGAAAAUACAAACCAAACGCCUCUAUAAAAAUGGAUGUCGAAUUGCCAGUUGAUAAGUUAAUGUUAGUGCCCAUUGAGCAAAAUGCUUCAUCACAUUCCAACAUAAAGGGAAAAAUCCAUGUAGUUUUGGUAUCCCCAGGAAGCUUCAAUCCUCCUACAUUCAUGCAUUUACGCCUUUUUGAAUUGGCAAGAGAUGUACUUAACUCAAAAGGAUUCAAUGUUGUUGGAGGUUAUAUGUCACCUGUAAACGAUGCAUACAAAAAAAAGGGUCUCAUACCAUCUGAACACCGUAUUACAAUGUGCCAAUUAGCUUGCAAAAGUUCUGAUUUUGUAAUGGUGGAUGCAUGGGAGGCAAAACAAACUUCAUUUCAACGCUCAUUGACUGUAUUGUCAAGAAUCAGAAGCUUCUUUUCUGAUAAUGGACUCAUACCUAAUGCAUCUUUAAAGGUGAUGCUUGUUUGUGGCUCUGAUCUGUUAGAAUCAUUUGGCAUUCCUGGAGCUUGGAUACCUGACCAGGUGAGGAGUAUAUGCAGAGAUUAUGGUGUUGUUUGUAUCCGUAGAGAAGGUCAAGACAUUGAGAAAAUCAUCUCACACAUAGACAUUUUGACAGAAUACAGGAAUAACAUCCAAGUGGUUGAUGAAAUAGUUCCAAACCGUAUUAGCUCAACUUUAGUAAGAGAUUGCAUUUCGCGGGGUUUAUCGGUGAAGUAUUUGACAUCAGAUGAAGUUAUUGAUUACAUCAAACAACACCAGCUCUACACAAACCAACAACAAAAUGUGUAGCACAUGGUAUUAUUACCAGGUCACAUGGCAUCUAUAUACUAAUUUUUUAAUGAAAUUGUUGUACAUGUUAAUUAAUAAUACUGUUAUAACUGUUUUUGAAUUAUUGGCAUACACCAUAUGUGAAAUAUUAUCUCGAAAACACAAUAAACCUAUGUUAUUUGACAAUAUAAAAUAAAAUUUGGGAAUGAA